Racocetra fulgida is the source of this 2217-nucleotide messenger RNA. NCBI's taxonomy places the organism in Eukaryota, Fungi, Glomeromycota, Glomeromycetes, Diversisporales, Gigasporaceae. The record is from the annotation of a GenBank genome assembly.
AUGCAUUAUCAAAAGGCUAGAAAGAUUGCCCUUAACUUAAUCAAAGAUUGUGUUUGGAACAGUAUUGCAGUUUAUAAUCAUCCAGUAGAAGCCAUCAUCGCACUUCAACCACCAUUAACCAGACUUAAUACUGGGUUAUUUUCAAAAUAUGAAGGUAUUGUUGAUAGGGAAAACAUAAACAAAGCAUACUUCAUUUUAGAUAAAGGAAAAGAAAUGAGAGAAGAUGAUCAACUAUCUUCAUUAUUUGGAAAUCUUAAUCUUGAAUAUAUAAUAAUCCCUUUUCAGCAUAUACCUGCAGGCAAAGACAUCAUCGCACCCGGUAAAGAUAAAUUUUCGGUAGAUUACAUUACCAAACGGAUAAUAGAACAAACUUUCAAGCAAGAUAGCAAGUCUCUUGACUUCAAACAACUCUUUUAUCCGGCAAAUAGAAAAGUUUUGGAACUUCCAGAAUCGGUUCCUCUCUGCGAACUCCUUAAAUAUGAGAUAGGUUAUAAAAAAGAUGUUAAAGCUACUUUUAUGAAUCAUAUAUCCUUGGAAGUAGCAAAGGCUAUUGAAAAUCGCCUAGUUGAAUUGGAAUAUCAAAAAAGUUCUGAACUUAUUCAGAGAGCAUUUAUUUACUUAAUUGAUAAAAAAGCUCAGAAACGUUUUAUCGUUUCUACAAAUAUUACAUCGGAUGGUAAAAUAAUCCCUCGUAAAUUUAAAUUUGAAAACAAUAAACUUCUUUUCUACGCUUUUGCUGGUCCAAAAUCUACCUUGGAUUUUCGGCUCAAAGUUCUUUCUCAAGAACCUUCAAUAACAAAUUUACCUAUCGAACUUUAUAAUUCUAUAAUCAAUGCUAAUUACAAUGUCGACACAAAAAUGAUCACUUUAGAUGAUACCUCUAAUUAUCUCUUUACAAUUAGGCGUGUCAAGAUUAAGCGCACGUUUAUUAAAUGCAAAGAUGAAUUUUCAAAUAGUAAAAUUAAAGUAUCAAUUUCCGAGGUUUACGAAGAUGAAAAAAAUGAUUUACAAGUAACUAUAACUAGCGAAGCAUUACAUGAGGUUAUUAAAAAAAUGAGUCAAACAGACAAUAUAGAAGAAAAAUUAAAUAUCAUGGAAACAAUUCAAGUUCCAUUUCGUUCUAUUCGUCAUAUUAUAGGCAAAAAGUACUCUAAAAUCAAUGAGAUUGAAAGACGUUCAAAGGCUAAAUGCACUAUCAAGGAAAAUGACGUUAUUGAAGUGAGAGGCGCUAAUGAAGCUAGAAAGAUUGCCAUUAACUUGAUCAAAGAUUGUGUCUGGAAUAGUAUUGCAGUUUAUAAUCAUCCACUAGAACCCAUUAUCGCACUUCAACCACCAUUGGCCAGACUCAAAACUGUAUUAUUUUCAAAAUAUGAAGAUAUCAUCGCACCUGGUAAAGAUAAAUUUUCGGUGGAUUACAUUACCAAGCGGAUAAUAGAACAAACUAUCAAGCAAGGUAGCAAGUCUCUUGACUUCAAAGUCAGAGUAAAUAUCGGCAAGCAACUCUUUUAUCCGGCAAAUAGAGAAGUUUUGGAACUUCCAGAAUCGAUUCCUCUCCACGAACUCCUUAAAUAUGAGAUCGGUUACAAAAAAGAUGUUAAAACUACUUUUAUGAAUCAUAUAUCCUUGGAAGUAGCAAAGAUUAUUGAAAAUCGCCUAGUUGAAUUGGAAUAUCAAAAAAGUUCCGAAAUUAUUCAGAGAGCAUCCAUUCAUUUAAUUGAUAACCAAGCUGAAAAACGUUUUAUUGUUUCUACAAAUAUUACAUCAGAUGGUAAAUUAAUACCUCGAGAAUUUAAAGCUGAAAACGAUAGACUUCUUUUCUACUCCUUUGUUGGUCCAAAAUCUACCUUGGAUUUUCGGUUCAAAGUUCUUUCUCAACAACCACCCAUAACUAAUAUACCUUCUGGACUUUUUAAUACUAUAAAAAAUGCUACUUACAAUCUUGGCACAAAAAUUCUCACUUUAGAAGAUACCUCUAAUUACCUCUUCACAAUUGCACGUAUCAAGAUUAAACGUAUUUUUACUAAAUGCAAAGAUGAAUUUUCGAAUGGUAAAAUUAAAGUAUCGAUUUCUGAAGUAUAUGAAGAUGGAAUAAAAGAUGUACAAGUAACUAUAACUAGCGAAGCAUUACAAAAGGUUAUUGAAAAGAUGAAACAUUCUAAUAUGGUAGAUGAAAAAUUGAAGGCGGCCACCCAAAACCCGGGUCAUGUGAUUGUCUAA